CGGACUCCUGGGCGGUCCUAGAGCGGAGGUUCUAGUUUCUCUCACGGCUGGGCUCUGCUACCUUAGCUAUCACCUGUAGUUGGCCGGAAUGCGGAUGGAUCUUCGAUUCCGUUCUUGUGACAAGAUACAGCUGAGCCGACCAGGUAUAAAGCAGCUACCGCUGCAAGGCGUUGUACUGUGCCAGUCUUGUCAUAGGCAAAGCCUUUGCUGUACCCGAAAUAUUAAUCUCCUGGAGAAGAGAAAAAAAGCCACCAACGAGGAUGCUAUUUGACCAGUUAGGAACCUACUAUAGUCAUACCAGCAAGACAUGGUGAUGUGGACUUGGGAGAUGGCAGAGUAUCUACAAAACAGAAGACCAAUUUCAGAGAGGAAGAAAUGAGGACAUAAAGCUAUUAAGGAAUAAUAAAGGUCCACAAUCUCUGCUCUGCAAUUCCAAAAUAAGACAAAAACAGAAAGCACUCUGAAACCCAAAAGUGUUUUACACAUUUGGCACCAGGACUAUUUGGCAACAAAACCUACCAUGAGCAAACAAGGAGCCUCUGUUUUCUUAGCAUUCAGAUCCAUCCAUCACACAUGACUCUGUUAUUUGCUGACAUUUUGUGUCUUGAGGAUUAAUUGUAUUGGAAAAUGUCCAAAAGAGUUAAAGAUAUACCUAUGGGUAACAGUGAAAGGAAGAAAAGGAAGCACCUGUCCUUGUCAAUAGCUCAGAAAGUGGAGUUAUUGCAGAAGCUUGAUGCUGGUAUGUCCGUGAGACAUCUUACUGAAGAGUAUGGUGUGGGAACCACCACCAUAUACGACUUGAGGAAGCAGAAAGAUAAGUUGCUAAAAUUUUAUAGUGACAGUGAUAACCAAGAGCUAAUGAAAAAUAGAAAAACAUUGCAUAGGGCCAAAAAUGAAGAUCUUGACCGCGUGCUGAUUGAAUGGAUUCGACAACAAAGAAGUAAACAUAUGCCACUGACUGGUUUGUUGGUCAUGAAACAAGCUAGAAUAUACCAUGAGGAACUGAACAUUGAAAGUGAGUGUGAGUAUUCAGAAGGCUGGCUGCAGAAAUUUAAAAAGCGUCAUGGUAUCAAAUAUCUUAAAAUGCAUGGUGAAAAAGCUUCUGAUCAUGAAACUACUGAAAAUUACAUUGAUGAAUUUGCUAAGAUAAUAUCUGAUGAAAACCUUAGCCCUGAACAGAUUUACAAUGCUGAUGAAACAGCUCUGUACUGGUGUUAUGUUCCUAGAAAAACUUUAACAAUUGCUAAUGAAUGGGUACCAACAGACCUCAAGGAUGCCAAGCAAAGAUUAACUGUUCUUGGAUGUGCUAAUGCUGCAGGAACACACAAGAUAAAAUUGGCAGUGAUUGGAAAAAGCCUAAAUCCAAAGUGUUUAAAAGAUGUAGGCAGUUUACCUGUGCAUUACUAUGCAAACAAGAAAGCGUCAGUGACAAGAGAAAUCUUUUCUGACUGGCUCAAUAAGUACUUUGUGCCAGCAGCACGAGCUCAUUGCAAACAAGCUGGACUGGCAGACAAUUGCAAAAUUUUACUAUUUCUAGACAACUGUUCUGCACAUCCUCCUCCAGAACUUCUUGUGAAAAGUAAUGUCUUCAGCAUUUACCUUCCCUCUAAUGUGACAUCUAUAAUACAGCCUUGUGACCAAGGAAUUUUACGUUCCAUGAAGAGCAAGUAUAAACAUUUUUUUUUGAACAGCAUGCUUGCUUCAGUUAACAGAGGCCUGAAAAUCCAGGAUUUCCUUAAAGAAUUUAGUCUUAAGGAUGCCAUCUAUGCAGUUGCUAAUGCUUGGAAUGAUAUUGAUAAGUCAACAUUAACAAAUGCUUGGCACAGACUGUGGGCUGCAAUGAUGUUUGAAAAUGAACUUGCUGAUGAAGCUUUCGAAGGAUUUAAGGACUCUAAUGAGAAGAUAAUGAUAUCAAAACUCAUUACCUAUGCCAAAAGUUUAUCAGCUGAAAGUGUAAAUAAGUUAGAAGAAGCUGACAUUGAAGAAAUACUGAACAUUGACAGUGAUGCACCUGUUGUGCAUCCUUUGAGUGAGAGGAAAAUUGCUAAGAUGGGCUUGGGCAUAGAUCAAUAUGAAGGUAGUAGCAGUAAUGACGAUGACAUUGUGAGCCCAGAUGAAAAAAAUCUCUAUAGACCAAAUGGUGAAAAUGUGUGACCAGUUAAUUGCUGGCCUUGAACAAUGUACAUUUAUCAGUAAACAAGAGAUCAUGGCAGUUUACUCAAUUAAAGAGAAACUACUUAGACAGAAACCUGUGUUAAGGAGACAAAUGACACUGGGAAAAGUUUUAAAAAGCUCUCUGUAUUAAUGCUUCUUCAUUACUUGAGAAACUUUCUGGUUCAUCUACAUAUGUUCAAUUGCAACCUAAUUUUGUCAACAAUGGUGACAUUAAUGUAACCAUUCUUCCAAGAUUCUCAAGCAACCAGAAUUGAUGAAUAUUUAUUGCAUGUAUAUAUGUUGUGGGUCACUUUUCAUCAGCAAUUUUUUACAUAAAAAUGUCCUUGAAAAUGAGAAGCACUAUCAAAGU
Fukomys damarensis (Damara mole-rat) is the source of this 2524-nucleotide messenger RNA. RefSeq names its product jerky protein homolog. The transcript has 5 exons. Lineage: Eukaryota; Metazoa; Chordata; Mammalia; Rodentia; Bathyergidae. The record is from RefSeq and is a predicted model, not a curated record. Gene Ontology annotation, cellular component: nucleus. Bases 628 to 2154 code for a protein of 508 amino acids. Gene Ontology annotation, molecular function: DNA binding.